Messenger RNA from Funneliformis mosseae, 171 nucleotides. The record is from the annotation of a GenBank genome assembly. Lineage: Eukaryota; Fungi; Glomeromycota; Glomeromycetes; Glomerales; Glomeraceae.
AUGGCUAAAAAAUCGAGGAAUAAUCAGCGCAAGACUGCAGCCAAAUAUGAACAUACAUAUGAUAAGGCAACCAGCUUUAUUACUGUCAAGAAUGUAAGGCAAGAUAGGGUAGUAGGCAUAUUUGAUUAUUCUAAGCUAUGUGAAUAUCUGGAGUCAGGUGCUCAUCAUUAA